Messenger RNA from Daphnia pulicaria, 1143 nucleotides. RefSeq names its product hatching enzyme 1.2-like. The record is from RefSeq and is a predicted model, not a curated record. Bases 115 to 978 code for a protein of 287 amino acids. Gene Ontology annotation, biological process: proteolysis. Gene Ontology annotation, molecular function: zinc ion binding; metalloendopeptidase activity. The transcript has 8 exons. Lineage: Eukaryota; Metazoa; Arthropoda; Branchiopoda; Diplostraca; Daphniidae.
GUUCAGCUUGACGAAAGUAAACUGAGUUAUAAAUUGCCAGUUUCAAAGUUAUUGGCUAUCACUCGAAUCGCUUGACAGACACUCUCCGAUUCACGAGGUAAAAUUGAGUUGAAAAUGAGACCCGAUUUGUUUAUGAUGAUGUUGGCAAUCUCUGUGUCAUGCGUUAGCUUUGGAUCAAUCACGGCGACGCCUGUCUUGACGCGCGACACUUUCGAAGCCGGUGAUCCAAUCUCAGAGAAAGAAUUGAGUGACGCCAUUUUUAACAAAGCCGCUGGGUUCGACUCGGAUGCUUUCAUUCCGUGGGACCAACAACAUCCUGAGCUUUUUGAAGGUGACAUCGUACCAACGGGCAAGAAAAACGCCAUCAUCAGUACCUAUCGAUUUUGGCCAAGUGCAAAGAUUCCCUACGUUAUUUCAGCGAGUUACACUGCCGCCCAACGAAAGGUCAUCGCCUACGCUAUGAACGAGUACCGGACAAAAACCUGCAUUCGUUUUGUUCCUCGAACUAAUGAUACCAACUACCUUCAGAUCACGAAGACUGACACCGGGUGCUGGAGCAGCGUAGGUAGAAAUGGUGGCGUGGCGGCCUAUGCUGGCCCCCAAAAGUUGAGUCUCGACGACGGCUGCGUCGCAAGCGACAGGCCUGGUGUCACCAUGCACGAGCUGAUGCACGCCAUUGGAUUUUGGCACGAACACACGCGUCCGGAUCGUGACACCUACGUGUCCGUCAAUUUGGACAACGUCAAGGAAAAAUACAGAAACAACUUCAUUAAAAAAUCGGAAGGGCAAGCCAACACUCUCGGACUGCCAUACGAUUACGGUUCCGUCAUGCACUACCCAAAGGGAGCCUUUGCAAUCAAUCCUAGCAUCCCUGUCAUCAAGGCACUAAAAGGAAACCCAGCUAUAGGACAAAGAGCGGCAUUUAGCGCGCUCGACUUGAAGAAAAUUAACAAGUUGUACAAAUGUGCGCCCAAAUAGUCUCCCUGAUUACUGGAUUCUUUAACAUUGGCUUUUAGAAAAUUGGCUGCUGGCAACGAUGCUAUCCGCCUUCAGACGACGCCUUUAAGGUGAUCCUCAAAUGUCAAUUCUAUCCCAUUUAACCAAUAUGGCGUAUUAGUAUUACACAUCGUUUGUUCAGCAGCA